AUGGGAAAAACAGGAGAACAGGAGAAUGGGGAAAUGGGAGAAGGGGGAAGGGGAGGAGGACAAGAGGACAGGAGGACAGGAGGAGGACAAGAGGACAGGAGGAGGACAAGAGGACAGGAGGAGGACAGGAGGACGGGAGGAGGACAAGAGGACAGGAGGAGGACAGGAGGACGGGAGGAGGACAGGAGGACGGGAGGAGGACAACAGGACGGGAGGAGGACAACAGGACGGGAGGAGGACAACAGGACGGGAGGAGGACAACAGGACGGGAGGAGGACAACAGGACGGGAGGAGGACAACAGGACGGGAGGAGGACAAGAGGACAGGAGGAGGACAGGAGGACGGGAGGAGGACAAGAGGACAGGAGGAGGACAGGAGGACGGGAGGAGGACAACAGGACAGGAGGAGGACAACAGGACGGGAGGAGGACAACAGGACGGGAGGAGGACAACAGGACGGGAGGAGGACAACAGGACGGGAGGAUGGAGCACAGAACACCAGACACAACAGUAG
Suillus bovinus is the source of this 513-nucleotide messenger RNA. RefSeq lists its product as uncharacterized. Bases 1 to 513 code for a protein of 170 amino acids. NCBI's taxonomy places the organism in Eukaryota, Fungi, Basidiomycota, Agaricomycetes, Boletales, Suillaceae. The transcript has a single exon. The record is from RefSeq and is a predicted model, not a curated record.